Chaetomium strumarium is the source of this 2076-nucleotide messenger RNA. RefSeq names its product glycoside hydrolase family 3 protein. Gene Ontology annotation, biological process: glucan catabolic process. Gene Ontology annotation, molecular function: beta-glucosidase activity. Bases 1 to 2076 code for a protein of 691 amino acids. The record is from RefSeq and is a predicted model, not a curated record. The transcript has 5 exons. NCBI's taxonomy places the organism in Eukaryota, Fungi, Ascomycota, Sordariomycetes, Sordariales, Chaetomiaceae.
AUGUGCCUAGGAGACGCGGGCAAUGGACUCCGCGGUACUGACUUUGUCAGUAGUUGGCCGAGUGGCAUCCAUGUCGGUGCCAGCUGGAACAAGGCGUUGGUUCGUGAGCGAGGCGCCGGCAUGGGAGGCGAGUUCAAGACCAAGGGCGUGAAUGUCCUGCUGGGACCUGUUGUUGGGCCCGCUGGCCGGGUCGUGCUCGGCGGCAGGAACUGGGAAGCCUUUUCAGCAGAUCCCUACUUAUCGGGUGCUUUGGUGCAUGAGACGGUGUCGGCGGUGCAAGCUGUUGGCGUGAUCACCAGUACCAAGCACUACAUCGCCAACGAACAGGAGACAAACCGAAAUCCAUCCGGGAACAUAACAUCAGUCUCGUCGAACAUUGACGACAGGACGAUGCAUGAGCUAUACCUGUGGCCCUUUCAGGACGCUGUUCACGCCGGUACCGGCAACAUCAUGUGCUCGUACAACCGACUCAAUAACUCGUAUGGGUGCGCCAACAGCAAGUCGCUCAAUGGCCUUCUCAAGACAGAGCUGGGAUUCCAGGGCUGGGUUGUCAGUGACUGGGAUGCCCAGCAUUCCGGAGUUGACACAGCCCUGGCAGGCAUGGACGUAACUAUGCCUAAUGACGGCCAUUGGGGGUCUCGCCUUGUGGAAGCCGUCAACAAUGGUUCGGUUCCGGAGAGCCGGGUCGACGAUAUGGUGACAAGGACUAUUGCAGCGUGGUACCAAAUGCGCCAGGAUCAAGACUUCCCGCAACCGGGGAUCGGCAUGGCAGCCGACCUCACCAAGCCCCACCGGAUCGUUGAUGCGAGGAACUCAUCUUUCCGCUCGACUUUACUCAAUGGCGCAGUCGAGGGCCAUGUCCUUGUCAAGAACAUACGCAAUGCCUUACCCCUUGACCGACCGAAGAUGCUGUCCAUCUACGGGUACAGCGCCAAAAACCCCGAUCACAACUAUCCCGCCGGCGGCAACUCGCCCUGGCUCUUUGGCUCCGAGUCGUUCAACUACACCGAGUUUGGCAACGGGUUCUUUGGCGGGUCCAGCGACUUCGGCCACGCAGCGAUUGCCAUCAAUGGCACCAUCUACUCCGGCGGCGGUUCCGGAGCCACCUCGCAGUCCACCGUCAUCUCUCCCUUCGAUGCCCUCGUCCAGCAGGCCUAUGACGACGGGACCGCGCUCUUGUGGGACUUCGCUAGCGGCGAGCCCGUGGUUGACCCCGUCUCCGAUGCCUGCCUCGUCUUCGGCAACGCGUACGCGACCGAGGCGGCCGACCGCCCCAGUCUUCGAGAUGACUACACCGACGGGCUCAUCAAGCGCGUCGCAGACCAGUGCAACAACACCAUCGUAGUCCUGCACAACGCCGGCAUCCGGCUGGUCGACCAGUUCGUGGACCACCCCAACGUGACGGCCCUCAUAUUUGCCCACCUCCCAGGAGAAGCCAGCGGCCGGGCGAUCGUUUCGAUUCUGUAUGGGCAGUCGAACCCUUCGGGGAAGCUUCCCUACACGGUCGCCCGCAACGAAUCGGACUACGCCGUGCUCGGCCCUGACCAGCCCGAGGGCAUGUUUGCGAAGUUCCCGCAGAGCAAUUUCACCGAGGGUGUCUUUGUCGACUAUCGGCAUUUCGACGCGAGGAAUAUCACGCCGCGGUAUCCCUUCGGUUUUGGGCUGAGCUACACGAGUUUCAACUACAGCAACCUGUCCGUGGUAAAGGUGGAGGAUGGGAACUUUGAUGAGUACCCCACGGGCCAGGUCGUCGAGGGCGGCCAGGAGGACCUGUGGGAUGUGCUGGUGAACGUGUCGGCCGACGUGUCCAACACGGGCGGAGUGGAUGGCGCCGAGGUUGCGCAGUUGUAUGUGGCCAUUCCGGCCGAGGGUGCCCCGAUACGCCAGUUGAGGGGGUUUGAGAAGCCGUUCCUGAACGUGUCGAGCAAGGCGACGGUCACCUUCGGGCUGACCCGGAGAGAUCUGAGCGUGUGGGACGUGGUGGCGCAGAAGUGGAAGCUGGUGAGAGGCGAAUAUACCAUUGAGGUCGGCGGGAGCAGCAGGGACCUACCGCUUGUUGGGAAGGUCACGAUUUAA